Messenger RNA from Phyllotreta striolata, 1707 nucleotides. NCBI's taxonomy places the organism in Eukaryota, Metazoa, Arthropoda, Insecta, Coleoptera, Chrysomelidae. The record is from the annotation of a GenBank genome assembly.
AUGAUUUAUUUCAAUAAAGGCGCGUAUGUUUCCGGUUAUAUCGAUACGGACCUGGUAUUCGAUAGCCAAGAACAUUCGAAACACGGCAGGAUACACAGGACCGCAGAGCAAUUAGAAAACGAAUCUAGUCCGCCGGUGGAGGAAAAUUGGCUCACCAGUACUGUAAAUAGGUUAAAAAGAAGCAUAGAUAGUUUAUUUUCUAAUGGAGCCGCUGGUGAAAAGUCGACGGUACACCAACAUACCGGGAAAAAACAUCAUCGGAAGGGUUCGAGUAAAAACAAGUCUAGGUCAAGAAGGAAACAUAGACAAGCUGAUGAUAAUAAUGCUCUCGAUGAUAAUUAUGAUGAUCAGAUCCAAAUAGACCAGGAUCAGGAGCAGGAACAAGGCCAGCAGGAGUUGGAUUACGAAGAUUGGGAAAACGGAAUUGGUCAAAAUGUUGACGAUAAUACUGACGAGUUUUCAAUUUUACAAAUAGGUGAAGGCGAAGGUCAAGGUCAGCAACAGGAGAACGAUGAUGAAGACAAUAUAGAAGAAACUGGAGGUAACGAAUUCAACCACCCAGACGAUGAAGAUUUACACGGUCCUUCUGGUGACUUCAGUUCAGGCGAUGGUGAUGAAACAACCCCAAGAACUGAUUAUCCCCAUCCGAGAGUAUACAGAAUCGCCUUCACAGUCAUGGAACCCUACCGUGAAGAUUACAAAGACCGCAACAGUCCGUCAUUCCAGCAAUUAUCAGACAGGAUAAAACGAGCAUUGGACCAGGUUUUCGAACAAAUACCGGGACAUCAAAACGUUCAAAUCAUUAGUAUGGAGCAAAGCAAAAAACAAGACCCCUUCAAGGUGAGAGUGACCGCCGACAUCGAUUCCGAAGGAAAUUCCAACAGCGAAGACAUUAAAAGGGCCGUUUUCGAGCCGAUUAACACCAAUCACAGAUUGGGCGAUCUUACCACCACCGAUCCAGAAGAACUUAGAUUCACCGAAUUCGGAGCGGCCGAUCAAAAGUGCCCAACGAACGAAUUACAAUGCAGGAGCGGUCAAUGUGUUAGCGCGACGUCGCGUUGCGACGGAAUUAGGGAUUGCAAUGAUAAUUCAGACGAGGAAGGUUGUUCCUAUCCCGAACCGAUAGAACCAGACUUUGAUAUCACCACAACGACCCCAAUCACAACCACCACCACAACUACCACCACGACAGAACGCGUACCGGUAACAGCUGAACCGAUACCAGUCACCACCACGACCAGGCAGCCGGAGACCACCACCACCACCACCACCACAACCACCAGAAGGGAGGAGAUAACGGAGCCUCCGACGACCACCCCCAGCUUCGAGCCGCCGAUAGACGAAGGCAGCGGCGCCGGCGAUUGCAGGGCCGACGAUUGGGUGCGUUGCGCCGACGGCUCUAGGGUUAUUUGCUCCGAUCAGGUUUGCGACGGUUUGCCGGACUGCCACGACGGAGGCGACGAGUCGAAUUGCACUGAAUGCAGAUUGGGCGAGUUCAAAUGCGAUGUCUACAGGUGCAUCCCCAAAUCGGAAGUUUGCGAUGGAUUUGCCCGAUGCGAUGAUCGUACAGACGAGCUCAAUUGCAGGAAAGAAUGUAACAACGAUGAAUUCGCCUGUGAUGACCAGUGUCUACCGAAUUCGAAAAAAUGCGAUGGAUUGAGGGAUUGCAUGGAUAAUGCUGACGAAUUGGACUGUCCAGGUCAGUAA